Onychomys torridus (southern grasshopper mouse) is the source of this 4822-nucleotide messenger RNA. RefSeq names its product leucine rich repeat containing 9 (gene Lrrc9). Lineage: Eukaryota; Metazoa; Chordata; Mammalia; Rodentia; Cricetidae. The record is from RefSeq and is a predicted model, not a curated record. The transcript has 34 exons. Gene Ontology annotation, molecular function: protein binding. The coding region runs from base 149 to 4822 and encodes 1557 amino acids.
AGCAGGCCCGGGGCUGGAAAGCGUGUGGUAUCAGCUGCACACAGGGAUUGGGAGGUCGGAGUGCACUCUGACCUGUCUCGGACAGCCCCGGAAUCCAUUCUCUCUCUGGAAUAAGAUAUAUUAGUAUGACCAUUGUUUUUAAAGGAAGAUGAUUGAAAGUGAAAAUUUAACUGCAAGUGACAUCAUUAAAGAACUGUGUUUGUGCAAUGGUUUAUCUUAUGAGAUGCUUGGACAAGAAGGAUCAGAUACUUCAAAACUGGAGAUGUUUUUCACAGGGUAUCCCCGGAUAGUUGGAUUAUCAUUGUUUCCUACCUUAUCGAGUCUUACAAUUGUUGCUCAAGAUAUAAAGGAAAUUUCAGGGUUGGAGACUUGUUCACAACUUAAAGAACUUUGGAUUGCUGAAUGCUGCAUAGAGAAAAUUGAAGGUCUUCAAGAAUGUAGAAAUUUGGAAAAAUUAUAUUUAUAUUACAAUAAAAUUUCCAGAAUACAAAAUUUAGAGAAAUUAAUAAAACUGGAAGUUCUUUGGCUGAACCACAAUAUGAUAAGUAAUAUUGAGGGCUUACAGACACUGAAGAACUUAAAAGACCUCAAUCUUGCAGGAAACCUGAUAAGCAGCAUUGGUCCAUGUCUUGACCCCAAUGAACAACUGGAAAAACUAAACCUUUCUGGAAACCAAAUUACUUCUUUCAAGGACCUUACGAACUUGACCAGGCUGCCUCGCUUACAGGAUCUAUCUCUGAAUGACCCUCAGUACAAAACGAAUCCAGUGUGCCAACUGUGUAACUACUCCACUCACGUGCUGUAUCACUUGCCUUCUCUUCAACGACUGGACACGUUUGAUGUCUCAGCAAAGCAGAUCAAGGAGCUAGCAGAUACCACAGCGAUGAAGAAAAUAAUGUAUUAUAACAUGCGAAUAAAAACUGUUCAGAGACAUCUGAAUGAAGAGCUUGAAAAACUGAAUGACAAAAAAUGCAAGUUACAAAAGCUCCCAGAAGAACGGAUAAAAUUAUUCAACUUCGCAAAGAAAACCUUAGAACGGGAAUUGGCUGAACUCAAGGGACCUGCUAAAGGGCAAAAUGAUAAUGCCCUGGAGGCCGAGAAACCCAAGAAUAGAGAGACUGCCGCACAAGAAUCAGGUCUUCAGCAGAAGAUCCUCACCAAACUGACUGCCCUGGACGAAAGGGUCACAUUCUGGAACAAGAAACUAAAUGAGAUUGAAGCAAUUUAUCAUAUUGAAGUAAAGCAGAAGAAGAAGAGCCAUGGCUUAUUGACCCCAUUUCUGCUGACCGAGCUGGAGACUGUGGGGAACAUCCAUUUUGAAGAAGGCACUCGAGCUGAUGACUGGUUUAAUUCCUGCUAUGAACUAAUUCUCUCACGAUUCUGUACCUGGGACUUCAGAGCAUAUGGUAUCACAGGGGUGAAAGUCAACCGCGUCAUUAAAGUUAACAACCGUAUGCUGAGACUGAAAUUUGAAGAGAAAUUCCAAAAGUGUUUGGAUCAUGAAGACAUGCAUGAUUUGGACUAUCGGAAGAUGCUGGAGUGUCUGUUUUAUGUUUUUGAUCCUGAAGUAACAGUGAAGAAGAAGCACCUGCUGCAAAUCCUUGAAAAGGGAUUCCAGGAGAGUGAGACAAGCAAGGUAGUGUCCGACACUCCCCCUCUCAGAAACGAAGCCGUUACCCUUGUGAACAGCCUCAGUAUGUGUGAGGGCCCCCGAAUUGAGUUCCUCCAGCAGAAGUGUAAGGAGGAGAUGAGAAGUCUGGCAGAUUGUGACCUCUUCAGAUACGGCACCAUCCUCAUUUCAAAGGUUUUCCUUGGCCAGAGUGUUCAGGCUCGUGAACAGGAGCCCAUCAGUAAAGCCAACUACCCCACGGUUAACUCAGUGUUCAUGCCUCAGAGACAUUUGCUAGAUUCUAUCCUGGGACAAAGACAUUGCGAUUGUGGCUAUCGGCAGUACAAGUGGUUUGUCUUUGACCAUGACCUUGUUUUGCCAGAGUACAUCGUUGAAUUUGAGUAUCUCACAGUGGUCAAAGUUCACUCUUUAUUUUCUACAUUAAACACUGUUAUUCUAGAAGAAGGCAAAAAAUAUUCUGAAGGAUUAGUAUUCUCGCAGGAUUUGAAAUUUGAUGAUGAGGUUAUGAAGAUGGAGCCCAAGAUUAAACCCCGGCCAAAACUCAUUAGUUUGGACGAUAAGACGAUAAUUUCCCUUGCUAAGACUAACGUUUACAGCCAUAUUGUGAAUCUGAAUCUACACGGGAAUAGCUUGAGUAAACUGAGAGAUCUUUCCAAGUUAACCGGACUUCGAAAACUGAAUAUUAGCUUUAACGAAUUUACUUGCUUAGAUGAUGUAUACCAUUUGUACAACCUUGAGUAUCUGGACGCCAGCCAUAACCACGUGAUCACUCUGGAGGGAUUCAGAGGCCUGAUGAAACUGAAGCAUUUGGACUUGAGCUGGAACCAGCUGAAGAAGACUAGCGAGGAGAUCAACGUGUUGUGCAAGCACACCACGAGCCUGCUCACCCUUGACAUUCAGCACAACCCCUGGCAGAAGCCAACCACAUUGAGGCUGAGUGUUAUUGGCAGACUGAAGACUCUUACGCACUUAGAUGGACUCCUCAUCUCUGAAGAAGAAACCAGAGCAGCUCUGAAGUUCAUUAAUGGAGCAAAGAUUACUCAGUUAACUCUCUUACAGAACUCUAGUUCUAAGGAGGAAAGACCUCGGAUGCUUAGUAUAUGGCCUUCUGCCAAAAUUCUGACACAGAUUUACAAGUUAGGACCACAUUUUCAUCUGACUGGGAACUGGUACUCGAAGAUAACUGCCUUAAAUUUAGAUGGACAACAUCUCUUUGAAAUCACAAAUCUAGAAAAAUUGGAGAAUUUGAAAUGGGCAUCAUUCAGCAAUAAUAACCUCUCCAAAAUGGAAGGCUUGGAGUCGUGUGUCAACCUGGAAGAGCUCAUAUUGGAUGGUAACUGCAUCUCAAAAAUAGAAGGCAUCGCCCGGCUGACUAAAUUAAGUCGCCUCAGCAUGAACAACAACCUCCUCACUGGCUUGGAGAAGCAUACUUUUGAUAACAUGCUUCAUCUCCACUCCCUUUCUCUCGAGAACAACAGGAUCACAUCGCUGAGCGCUUUACAGAAGAUGUUCACUCUGAUAGAGUUGUACCUAAGCAAUAACUACAUAGCUGUGAAUCAAGAGAUCUACAACUUAAAGGGUUUAUGCAACUUGGUCAUUCUAGACAUGUAUGGAAACAUUAUUAUAUGGAACCAAGAAAACUACCGGUUAUUUGUAAUAUUUCAUCUUCCGGAACUGAAGGCCUUGGAUGGAAUCUCAAUUGAACCUCCGGAGAUCGAGAAUGCAAAGGAUCUGUUUGGUGGCAGGCUUACGUCUGACAUGAUUGCUGAACGCCAAGGACACUCCAACUUUGUCCAAAUGCAAGAGCUAAACUGGACUUCAUCAUCCAUCAGGACUGUGGAUCUGAUUCCAGUUGACCACUUUAGGAAUGUGUGCAACGUGAACCUGCAGAACAACAACCUCACCUCGUUCAGCGGCCUCAUCUACCUGCCCAGUGUGAAGGUCUUAUGCCUCAACUAUAAUCAUAUUGAAUCAAUCAUACCUAGACUGAAACCUCAGACUCACUUAAGCAACAGACAGCUACUCUACCAGAAAGUGCCUUCAAGUGGCUAUGGACAGCAAGGAGCCUCAAAACUAAACAGAGAUUCAAUAAGCAAUGAAAAUUUGCCUCCAAUAAUGCAAAGUUUAGAGGUUCUUCAUUUGGGAUACAAUGGAAUUUGUAACUUAGUCCAGCUACAACUUAACCGACUGAGAAACUUAAAAUUCCUCUUUCUACAGGGAAAUGAGAUCAGCCAGGUGGAAGGGCUGGACAACUUGAUCGUCCUCCAGGAGCUGGUUGUCGACCAUAACCGCAUCCGAGCAUUUAAUGACAGCGCUUUCGCCAAGCCGAGUUCCCUGCUGACCCUCCAUCUAGAGGAAAACAGACUGAGAGAUCUGGGCAAGUUGCAGUCCUUGGUCAAACUGGAGAGACUCUUCCUAGGAUACAAUAAAAUCCAGGAAAUCACAGAACUGGAAAAACUUGAUGUCAUCCCUUCUCUCAGAGAGCUUACUGUCUAUGGCAAUCCAAUUUGUAGAAAAAUGGUACACCGCCACAUGGUCAUAUUCCGCCUGCCUAAUCUACAGAUGUUGGAUGGAAUUCCUAUAAAUGCAGAAGAUAGGGCAAAGGCUGAGUUUCAUCUCUCUGAACUACAAGCAAAGAAAAAUUCGAUAAUCCAGAGUAAUCUCCCCACUUCAAAGUCCUUACCUCAGUCAUACCUGCAAGCUCCUUUACCAUGUAAGCUCGUGCCUGUUACCAGCUCUCCUACAGAUGGUGGAUCCCUCUGCCACGUUAAAGCCUCUCCCAUUAAAAUAACCAAUGUUAUUCUGCCUGCUGGAUUUAGCCAUUUCUUGGGACCUGACUUCACCUUAACUCCUGAAGUUGAAGGUAUUUUUACAAAGAGUUUCAGAGAGAAUGUAAAAACAAACAAACAACAACAGCUAAAUACCUUGGUGGACAUAUUUUUACAUGCAAUCGAUCAAAUGUAUUAUGACUUGAUUUUCAAUCCCACAAGCAAUCGGGAAUGUGAGAAAUUAACACAUUUUAAUUACAAAGCAGGAGCCUACUUUGCUGAAUUGAAAGUAGAUGAUGGUGAAAAGCGGAGCAAGCUGGAAUUCUAUAGAGUGCGGAGGAGCAGCAAAUGGAGAGCUAAGUCUAAAAGGGAUGAAUGCAGUCAUUCAACAGUGAAGUCAAAAUUGGCGCAUUUCCCUGGUUAA